CCUUCUGUUGGGAAACUGAAUUAUUCAGCAGCCCUCCCAGGGAUUCCCACUUUCCAAAAACAACCCGGUGUCAGGCCAGAUCACGCUGUCGUCUGCUAACGUUUUGUCAUGCUGACGUGUGUGGAAGAAGACAAGCGGCGAAAGAAAGGUGCUGUGAAUUACAUAAAAGAAUAGACACAUAUUAAAACUGUCCAUAGUAAUAACUAGGCUCACGAAAUUUUUCGUCUCUUCAAAUGGAUAACAGAGUUAAAUAUUUUACGGACAAUUGUUGGAAGGAUUUUUUCCAACAUGUCAACAAUGCUGUUGUUUAUAUCGAUAAAUCAGCACUGGAAUGCUUACAUUGGUACACAGGUGACAACACAAUUAAGCGAUUGCAAUAUGCUGGAGUAGUCGCUGUUCGUGAGUUAUUGAUGCACAACUUCGGAGACGCUGAAGUCAAGAAGGCCACUAAAGCAGUUUUUGUAUACACCUCUGCAAAUCCCGAUUUCUAUCAGCAUACGUUAGAAACAAUUAUCAAUAUGAACAGAUUUCAAGAAUGUACUAUUAUAUGUGCUGCACAUAGCAGUGUCUUGAAAUAUGGUUCUAAUUCUAAGUCAGAUUAUAUUGACAGUUACGAUUGCCUCAAACAUGACGUAAUCAGAUGGAUGAGCUCAAGAUUGGGAGAGAAAAUGGAUCAGGCACCUGUUGCCACCAUUAUGUUCCGCCCAAUCUUCAUAGCAUCGAUUAACGAAAAUCUAUUUGUGACUCCUCCAUUUUGGAAACUCAUGCCACCAUUUAGUACUGAAGAUCGUUGUGAAGAAUUCAAAGAAAACGUCGAUCACUUUGUUAGCUCCUUGCACAGCAUGUUUACCAAUUUCAAUCUCAGAGAAGAUAUUUAUUACUUUGGUCAAUUGAGUGAGAAUGUUGCAGAGAAGCUGGAGAAGUUACCGGCUGCUGUUGACAGACGAAAGCGUCUCACAGGUAAAACUGCCGGAGUAUCCCUUAUUCUGGUUGAUAGGACUUUGGAUCUAUGUGUAGCUUCAAGUCACAAUACUGAGUCCUUGUUAGGCAAAAUAUUAAGUACUCUGCCACGUUUGCCUGAUCAUCAGAAUGACAUUGCAGUGGAUAUGACAGUCUUGGGUCCAAAUGGAGAUGGUGUUGAAAAUUAUCCGAGGUACUCUGCACCAGGGUGCUUAGCCAGCAAUGAUUCUAAUAUGAUUAAUCAAUUAAUGAAAAAUAAACAGAAAGAUGUUUUAAUAACUCUGCACAAAUUACUGUCAGAUAUAUUACUUUCUAAGGAAAGUCCAAAGACAAGAAUUGCCACUAGAAUAACAGCUCAUAGCUUAGAAAAACUUGUACACAAGUUGAGAAAUGUUGAUGACUUGAGCCUCAUAUUAGACUCAAGUAAAAAGCUUCAGCAAGUAUUAGCCGUGAUUCAAGCAUUGAAAUCAAAUAAGACAUCUCAAAUCGAGUUGAUAAUAAGUCUAGAAAAACUAAUACUACAAAAUCUAGCAGUCAGUAGAGACUCUUCGAGUAUUCUAGCUCAAUUAAGUAACAUUAUAAAGACUCGUGCUACAAGAGGUUUAUCGAUUGAAAAUCUAUUGGGAUUAUUAGUGUACAUAUAUGCUCUUGCUGGAACAGAAAUACGUUUUAUUGAACAGCAAGAGAAACAGUUGGAGGAAGCUUUGGCUGAAGCAAUAUAUGAAGAUGGUAAGCACGACGAUGAACUCAUUACAACUUCAGAUAGUCCAAUAACGAAUCUGUCAUCAGAAUUGUUCGGGGAGCGAGUACUAACGGAAGAAAUGUCUACACAAAUUGCCAACGAUAUUAUGGCAAAGCUUCACAGAAUAGCAGAGAUGCGAAAAUCUUUGCAGAAGUACAAGUCAUUGAUGCUCAAGCCCAGUCCACAAGAGAUGGCUCAAUGCAUUGGGAUAUUGCAACAACUGGUAAUGGAUUUACUUGAUCCUGAGAGGCCUGAAGUACCAGAUCUUCAAUGUAAAACGUUCUCUCGUAUUACCGCUGGAUUUAAUUUACUUUUAAAGGGUCGAACAAAACAACAUCCUCUCGAUAACGAUUACAUAAUAAUAUAUGUAUUGGGAGGCAUCGUUGCAGAAGAAAUAAAAAUUGUUCAGGAUAUGAUCGUCUCCAAAAAACCUAGUUCUCAAAUUAUAAUAGCUGGAUCCAGAUUGUUGAAUCCAUGUGAUGUGACCAAUCAUAUACUUUUGAAAAAAUCGGGAAGUAAAUAACGGAUGAUUGCUUCAUUGCUGUAUUGCAGUACAAUGCUUUCUUUAUUUUAUUUUAACUAUAUGUAUAUACAGAUGUGAUUCUUUUUGAUUUGUAAGUAUGUUAAAAAAUUAUUUUUGGAGCAGGCAUACUAUACAUCGUUUCUACCCUUUACUGUAACAUGUUCUCCAUUCUAUACCGUUGUUACUUACAAUAUAACUGA
Molecule: messenger RNA, 2425 nt
Organism: Diprion similis
Lineage: Eukaryota; Metazoa; Arthropoda; Insecta; Hymenoptera; Diprionidae
Product: sec1 family domain-containing protein 2-like
Exons: 11
Coding region: 234-2225 (663 amino acids)
Biological process (GO): intracellular protein transport; vesicle-mediated transport
Source: RefSeq, a predicted model, not a curated record